This is a messenger RNA of Andrographis paniculata, 633 nucleotides long. Its product is annotated as zinc finger protein 4-like. The transcript has a single exon. The coding region runs from base 1 to 633 and encodes 210 amino acids. Gene Ontology annotation, molecular function: DNA-binding transcription factor activity. The record is from RefSeq and is a predicted model, not a curated record. Lineage: Eukaryota; Viridiplantae; Streptophyta; Magnoliopsida; Lamiales; Acanthaceae.
AUGGAGCAUCCACCACCACCACCCCCAAAUCCUCUGGCGCAAAUGGGGGUCGCUGAACCCGAAUACAAUUGUCGUUAUUGUGAUAAAACAUUCAGAAGCAAACAAGCAUUGGGAGGGCACCAAAAUGCCCAUAAGCUGGAGAGAGCUAUUGAAAGAAACCUUCAAGAAGCCAGUUUUGCUGGGGCUGGCCAACCAUACCCUCCCGCAUUGGCGCCUGCCUUGCCGAUUUUUGGAGCUUAUCACAUACCCUUCCAGGGGCCACAGAUCCAUUUUCAACACCCUGGAAUCCAUUUUGGGUUCAAUCCUCGCCAGGCAUUGCAGCCGAUUCCCCGAAUGGCCGUACCAUUUCCCCCUACAGUGCUGCUUCCGCCUCAGCCACGUCCACUGCUAGGAUUUAAUAAUCCCUUUCCCGGGACAGCCCCUGUGCAUAGGAAUGCUAUCCCUUUUAUGGGAUCGGAUUCUUCUUUGGCUGCUGGAAAUCAGGGUUUUGUGAACCCGCAGGCAUUUGGCAGCGGAUCCGGUGGCAGCAGGGCUCAGCAGGGUGGUGGGUUUGCCGCAGCAGCACCCAGGAAUGAUGUCGAGGAUCACCCGGAUGUUGACGAAUCUGGCCUUGAUUUAUCACUGAAGUUGUGA